CAAGUAAGAAUAACGCAUAUUUGGCAUUGCCUUGAAUGUGAAGUAUGAUGCAUCAUCAUCUUUACAACCUUGAAUGAAGAGCUUUUGAACUAUCGGCAAGAAAAGAACCCCAACGUUCUUUUCAUCCAUUUCUCAUUGGGAAGUCAUUGCUAUAUAUAAAACUAUCACUUGCACAAGAAAGCACAUGCAUAUCCUUGUUCUGGUAUUAGAGACAUUAUUCAUUCACUACAUUUUACCUUCUUGAAGUCCCUGGUGCUUUCCUUUAUCCACUCUUAUCCAACACCACAUAGUGCAAGAUGGCCAAUGAGCAAAUGAAGCCUAUUGCCACCCUUCUUUUGUUGCUGAACUUCUGCAUGUAUGUCAUAAUUUUGGGCAUUGGUGGAUGGGCUAUGAAUAGAGCAAUAGAUCAUGGUUUUAUCAUAGGUCCAGAAUUGGCACUACCAGCUCAUUUUUCACCCAUAUACUUCCCUAUGGGAAAUGCUGCCACUGGCUUCUUUGUAACGUUUGCUUUGCUUGCUGGAGUAGUUGGUGCUGCAUCAACGAUUUCAGGAUUCAAUCAUAUUCGUUCAUGGACUUCUGAGAGCUUGCCAUCUGCAGCUUCAGUUGCUACCAUUGCUUGGACCCUUACACUCUUGGCCAUGGGCUUUGCAUGCAAAGAGAUUGAGCUUCAAAUCAGAAAUGCACGCUUGAGAACAAUGGAGGCUUUUCUAAUUAUCCUGUCAGCCACACAACUUUUCUACAUUGCUGCUAUUCAUGGUGCUGCUGCAUACAGGAGAUGAACUUGAAACUUGACAAAAGUUCUUUUUGUUGAGCAUGAGGGAAUGAAUUUGUGUCUGCGUGCGUGCGUGCUUUUUUUUUUGGCGUAUUCUUUUCCUUCAUCUUUAUUCUUUGGUUUAUUUUAUUUUAUUUUUCCUGUUUCUCUAAUUAAGACUUCCAAUUUGCAAGACAUCAAUUAAGAAUUGGCAGAUUGUGUUGGGAUUUGAAAUCAAUGGUUGGAUUUGUACAAACUAUGAAUUAAGAAUAAUAAAUCAUGUUCAAAGCAUU
Molecule: messenger RNA, 1044 nt
Organism: Arachis duranensis
Lineage: Eukaryota; Viridiplantae; Streptophyta; Magnoliopsida; Fabales; Fabaceae
Product: membrane protein PM19L
Exons: 4
Coding region: 297-779 (160 amino acids)
Source: RefSeq, a predicted model, not a curated record